Messenger RNA from Melozone crissalis (California towhee), 1866 nucleotides. It is a transcript of the gene SLC6A20, whose product is annotated as solute carrier family 6 member 20. NCBI's taxonomy places the organism in Eukaryota, Metazoa, Chordata, Aves, Passeriformes, Passerellidae. The transcript is spliced from 11 exons. Gene Ontology annotation, molecular function: L-proline transmembrane transporter activity. Gene Ontology annotation, biological process: sodium ion transmembrane transport. Gene Ontology annotation, cellular component: plasma membrane. The coding region runs from base 4 to 1782 and encodes 592 amino acids. The record is from RefSeq and is a predicted model, not a curated record.
GUAAUGGAGAAAUCCAGACCCCUAUGGGACAAUCCCCUGCAGUUUGUUUUCGCCUGCAUUUCCUAUGCUGUGGGGCUGGGAAAUGUGUGGAGGUUUCCAUACUUGUGUCAGAUGUACGGAGGAGGAGGCUUUUUGAUCCCAUACCUCAUCAUGCUGAUUGCCGAGGGGAUGCCCCUGCUGUACUUGGAGCUGGCCGUGGGGCAGCGCAUGCGGCAGGGCAGCAUCGGCGCCUGGAAAAUUAUAAGUCCCUACCUCUGUGGUGUUGGAGUUGCCAGUGUUGUCGUCUCCUUCUUCCUCUCCAUGUACUACAAUGUGAUAAAUGCCUGGGCCUUCUGGUACCUCUUCCACUCCUUCCAGGACCCGCUGCCAUGGGCCACCUGCCCCCUCAACAGCAACCGCACGGGCUACGAGGAGGAGUGUGAGAAGACUUCAUCCACGCAGUACUUCUGGUACCGGCAGACCCUGAACAUCUCCCCGUCGCUGGAGGCCAGCGGCAGCGUGCAGUGGGAGCAGGCGCUGUGCCUGACGCUGGCCUGGCUCGUGGUUUACCUCUGCAUCCUCCGCGGCACCGCCUCCACCGGCAAGGUGGUCUAUGUGACAGCCUCUUUGCCAUACUGUGUUCUCAUCAUAUACCUCAUCAGAGGAUUAACACUUCAUGGAGCUGUGAAUGGGCUCAUCUACAUGUUCACACCAAAGCUGGAGCAGCUGUUGAACCCCAAGGCCUGGAUCAGCGCUGCCACACAGAUCUUCUUCUCUCUGGGCCUUGGCUUCGGCAGCCUCAUUGCCUUUGCCAGCUACAAUGAGCCCUCCAACAACUGCCAGCGACACGCCAUCAUCGUGUCCCUCAUCAACAGCACCACCUCCAUAUUCGCCAGCAUCGUCACCUUCUCCAUCUACGGCUUCAAGGCCACCUUUAACUACGAGAGCUGCAUCAACAAGGUGAUCCUGCUGCUGCUGAAUGCUUUUGACCUGGAGGAAGGCUCUUUAACAGCAGACAACCUCAGUGAGAUGAAAGAUUACCUCAUGGCCACCUACCCACAGGAAUAUGCCCAAUUAGCACCACAGAUCAAAAACUGCAGCUUGGAAGCUGAGCUAGACACGGCUGUCCAGGGGACGGGACUGGCAUUUAUUGUCUAUUCAGAGGCGAUCAAAAACAUGGAGGUGCCCCAGCUGUACUCUGUGCUCUACUUCUUCAUGCUGCUGAUGCUGGGCAUUGGCAGCAUGCUGGGGAACACGGCUGCCAUCCUCACACCGCUGACCGACAGCAGGGCCAUCGCCUCCCGCUUCCCCAAGGAGGUGAUCUCGGGUGUUGUGUGUUUUGUGAAUUGUAUAAUUGGCCUGAUCUUCACCACGGAGGCUGGAAAUUACUGGUUUGACAUCUUCAACGACUACGCAGCCACCCUGUCGCUGCUGCUCAUCGUGCUGGUGGAAACCAUCGCUGUGUGUUACAUCUAUGGCAUAAGGAGAUUUGAGAAAGAUCUUUACACCAUGAUUGGACGCAAGCCAAACUGGUAUUGGAAAAUUAUGUGGGCUUUUGUUAGUCCACUGCUUAUUAUAAGCCUAUUUAUUUUUUACAUCACCGACUACAUCCUCACAGGAACAUUGCAAUACCAAGCAUGGGAUGCCACACAGGGGCAGCUGGUGACCAAGGACUACCCAGGCUAUGCCCUGGCGGUGAUCGGGCUGCUGGUGGCAUCAUCCACCAUGUGCAUCCCCCUGGGAGCACUAGUGACUUUUGUAAGGAAGAGACUGAAGAGGGAACGAGUCGCAACUGUCGCAUGAGAGCUGACAGCUGGAUUUGGGAAGACCCUACCCCCGUCACCAGUGACUGGGCACUUCUGGAAGACAGCAGCAACCAUUAUUUGU